This is a messenger RNA of Talaromyces proteolyticus, 1002 nucleotides long. RefSeq lists its product as uncharacterized. The record is from RefSeq and is a predicted model, not a curated record. The transcript has a single exon. Lineage: Eukaryota; Fungi; Ascomycota; Eurotiomycetes; Eurotiales; Trichocomaceae. The coding region runs from base 218 to 886 and encodes 222 amino acids.
GGGAUCCACCCGGACCGACACUAUCACUCACGGGACGACAUCCGAAUCUCCGUUAGACUCUAGUCUCAACUGUUCGUAGCUGCAUGCAAAUCAUUUCGAUGGCGAGGAAUGAGUACCAAGCUGUUGGGAGCAAUCACAGACGCCGCUGCGUCAUCAGAGUAGUAUCCGUGCUCGGUGACCCCGUUGCUAAGCAAGAAGGUAGGAUCCCCGCAUUCCAAUGCUGUAUGUACUGUGCUUGUGCAUCCAGGGUACACAGAUCAGCAAACUAAUUAUGUCUUGCAGCAGAUUAAUGACUACAGCGCCGACGACUCUACUCCUAUCGUCGUGGUGGUUCGAGGCGUUUGGACGCAGGCCAGACGCAGCGACUCGAGUAUCGACGCGUACCCGCCGUUGCUUCCUGGGUCGGAAGCUGAUUCCGCCUGCUCGGAUCCUCGAUGUAUCAAUUAUUAUAAGGAGCAGAGGACGGGGACGAAGCGCAGGAAAGAAUAGACCCCAGACACCCAGUUGUCACUGCUUGGAGGCGUGGGCUAGAUGCUUCGGGCUGACCAUGGUGAUGGCAAUAGCCAUUGGCCACUUACUAUCUCGAUUGCAGACUCGAUGUAUAGGAAAACUUGUUGGCAGGCGCUCAUCAAGCAUUGCCACUGGCGCCGAAUCAGGACGAGCAGCGGCUCUCGUGGACGGGAGACCUAAGCUCGCGCGGCAGCGGGUGUCUUUUACCGGCGCUGGAACGAGUGGGUACACACCUAACUUAGUUGUGGCUGGGCAGACGAAUAGCUCGCCAGGACGAGGUUCCAGGGCAGCGUCGAUAGCGGCAGGGAUGGAGCUAGGAUGGGCGAGGAGGAAGAUCAGAUCUGAUAGCUCUGAUUAUCACAGUAUUACUUACUAAUAUGCUGGCGAUGCCUGUGGGGAAGGAAGGCACGGCCGCUCCUGCCAAGCCAGUCGCUCUAGAACAGCCUCAUUCACGAUCUAUCGCUUUUCUCUUUCUCUCUCGCUUGCUCGUCC